Nelumbo nucifera (sacred lotus) is the source of this 1383-nucleotide messenger RNA. Lineage: Eukaryota; Viridiplantae; Streptophyta; Magnoliopsida; Proteales; Nelumbonaceae. The record is from RefSeq and is a predicted model, not a curated record.
UGCAUAUUUGUAAUUUUGGUCAAAUAUUGGGAUUUUGGUUUUUCGUGAGCGCGGAGAGCGGGAACUUUUGGAGCGAGAGCGAACUCGAAAACGAGCAUGGCGAGCUCUGAAGAUAAGCAGGAAAUUGCUGCGGCGGAGAAGGAGAAUCAGGUCGGUGAUCAAGAAAACAAGGAGGAAGUCGUCUCGGUUGAGCUCCCGGCACCGGAAGGAUGGAAGAAGAAGUUCACUCCAAAGAAAGGUGGGACUCCCAGGAGGAAUGAAAUAGUCUUUAUAUCACCUACUGGAGUGGAGAUCAAGAACAAAAGACAGCUGGAGCAGUUUCUAAAGGCUCAUCCUGGAGGACCUUCUGCCUCUGAAUUUGAUUGGGGCACUGGCGAUACCCCAAGGCGUUCUGCAAGAAUCAGUGAAAAGGCAAAGGCAACAGAAACCCCAGAAAGUGAGCCCCCAAAGAAACGGGAGAGGAAAUCAAGCUUGAAGAAAGGGACAAAAGAAAAGAAAGACGGUGUAGAUGGUGAAAGUGAAGCUCAUGAAGAUGAAGCAGCUUCUGCAACUGCAGAAGGCACCAAGGCAAGUGCAGAUGUUGAAAUGAAAGAAGCAGAGGAUACAGGGGACAAAAAGGAAGAAUCCCCUGUGGAGAAGGCAGAGGUUGAGGAUGUUGUGAAGCAGGAUUCAGAGCAGAAAAAAGAGGAAGACAUUGAGGAGAAGAAACCUGCUGAUCAAGUAGAGGCUGAAAAUAAAGAGAAUGCAGUGGAGCAACAGGCAGAGUCGAAGACAGAAAAGGCAGCAUCUCCUGCAAAACAAAAAGAAGUUAAGGAAGUGGAUGCGGUUUCUGAAAAGGAGGAUAAGGUGGAAGAGUCACCCUCGAAGGAGGCCAACGUGCAAGAAAAGGUCUGUGCAGUGAAAGAAGCUGAAACAGAAGCAAAAGCAGGAGAAAGUUUACCUGACAAUGGCAACCACAAGGAAAACCUAGAUGAAUCAAAACCCAUUGAGACUCAAUAAAUUGUGAGGAUGCACACCAUCAACCCAAGGCAUUUCCAGUCAGUUGUUGAGAACUCUUAGGACUUAGGCUCUUCCGUGUAUUUCAUCCUUUUAUUUUUUUCCUUUUCUUUUCUUUUUUAAUUUAUCAAUUUAGGUAGGAUCUCUAGAUGGUGAUGAUACUGUGUUGCAAUUGCUGUUCAGGUUCCUUACAUAAUUUGCCUGAUGACGGCCUUGUUCAUUUGCAACGCCUUGUGCCAUUGUAGUUGUAGCUAUUAUGGUCUGCAUAGUUCAGCAACCUUUUUGACACCAUUUGAUGUGAACUUGUAAACGCAUGAUUCUUGACAGUGUUAACUUAAUUAUGAUCCCAUCUCCAUGUAUUUUAUUGGCUUAGUGAUUCACUGAUAA